This is a messenger RNA of Benincasa hispida (wax gourd), 881 nucleotides long. It is a transcript of the gene FRO1, whose product is annotated as NADH-ubiquinone oxidoreductase-like protein. The record is from RefSeq and is a predicted model, not a curated record. Lineage: Eukaryota; Viridiplantae; Streptophyta; Magnoliopsida; Cucurbitales; Cucurbitaceae. Gene Ontology annotation, biological process: electron transport chain.
GGGUUAUUUUGUGAAAUUUUCCGUAAAUCUCUUCUCCGUCGUUUGAAGUACAAUCGAGUUGGAAGUGUAUUUGUAACAGGGGACGAGGCUGACGGAAAACUAGUUUUCGCGUGGAAUUUUCUUCAUCGACGAAUGGCGAACUCCUUGCAGCGAAUCUGGAGUCACGGAUGUGCUCUCCGUGGUACUGUGGCUCCUCUCUGCAGGUCAUUCUCCACUGAUUCAUUGGUUCAAGUCAAGCCUGGCGAGAUCGGUAUGGUCUCCGGAAUUCCAGAGGAACACCUAACCAGAAGGGUUAUAAUUUACUCUCCUGCUAGAACUGCAUCCCAACAAGGAUCAGGCAAGGUUGGCAAGUGGAAAAUCAAUUUUAUGUCAACACAAAAGUGGGAAAAUCCAUUGAUGGGGUGGACUUCUACUGGGGACCCCUAUGCCAAUGUAGGGGAUUCUGCACUGUCUUUUGAUAGUGAAGAAGCUGCAAAGGCAUUUGCUGAGAAACAUGGAUGGGAAUAUGUGGUUCAGAAGCGCCACACACCACUUUUGAAGGUGAAGGCAUAUGCGGAUAAUUUCAAAUGGAAGGGCCCUCCUGAAGCCAAGGAGGCCUAAACCUUGUUCGACACUCUUUUUUCUCAUCUAAUUGGAGGCGGAACAGACUGGGGGGUUUAUGUAGUCCAUUUUGUUGCUUAUUUUUGAGGAAGUUGGUUAUAAUAAGUGAGAACCGUGGUUUAUACUCGCUUGACCUUCUAACUUUUGUUCUCUCUUUACGUUACCGUUACAGAACAUUGAAUGAAGUUCGUAUGCAUUUGAAUCACCCAUCUCGAGUAACGAACGAGCAUAGGAGUUGAUAAGUUGAUUGUUUUGUGCAAUGAAAGGAGAAUCUUUAGUAA